Messenger RNA from Maylandia zebra (zebra mbuna), 3885 nucleotides. It is a transcript of the gene zbtb25, whose product is annotated as zinc finger and BTB domain containing 25. Gene Ontology annotation, cellular component: nucleus. Gene Ontology annotation, molecular function: DNA-binding transcription factor activity, RNA polymerase II-specific; protein binding. Gene Ontology annotation, biological process: regulation of transcription by RNA polymerase II. The record is from RefSeq and is a predicted model, not a curated record. NCBI's taxonomy places the organism in Eukaryota, Metazoa, Chordata, Actinopteri, Cichliformes, Cichlidae.
UUGACCCAUGUUCUCGCGAGAGGUGACGCGGCUCGUCGCGAGAUCCUCUGCAGCAACAAAUCGGCCGAUUCUGAAGACGAUCUGCUCGUUUCUGCGACGGUGUCAUGGAGGUGUCGUCGCACAGCCUCUUCCUGCUGCAGCAGCUGAACGUGCAGAGGGAAUUUGGUUUCCUGUGUGACUGCACCGUCGCCAUCGGAAACGUCUACUUCAAAGCUCACCGCGCUGUGCUGGCUGCCUUCUCCAACUACUUCAAGAUGAUCUUCAUCCACCAGUCCAGCGAGUGUAUAAAGAUCCAGCCCACGGACAUCCAGCCGGACGUCUUCAGCUACCUGUUGCACAUCAUGUACACCGGUAUGUGUCCCAAACAGCCGGUGGACCAGAGCCGGCUGCAGGAGGGCAUUAAGUUCCUUCACGCCUACCAGCUGUGCCGCAAAACUGGUGAGGGUGCUGCUGAGACUGCUAACAACGUGGUCCGCAUGUCCAACCUCUAUGGCAUUCAGAUCUCUUCCCAGCUGGCCAGCAAGGAGGGACCCGGAGUCCCCAAGACCACCACGGUGUCCCGCGGGGCCGAGGAUGGGCGGUCCUCUGACCGAGGGGCCCGGUCUCACUCCCAGCUGUCCCUUGCUGUCGGACUGGAGGGGGUAUCAUCGGACCAUCAGGCCUCAGCGCUACGUUGCUCUGUGGCAUCCGGAGACGAUUCUGACAUCUCAACUACCCAUAUCAAGCAGGAACGCUUAGAGGAGGAGGAGGACGGCGAGGAGGGUCCAGGUGCAGGGUCUCCAAUUCAGGACAGCAGUCCUAUUCAGGGCCUCCUGUUCAAAGACCGGCCGCUAGUGCUGCUCUGUCCCCGCUGUGGAGAGCGCUGCUCCUCCCCAGAGGGCCUGCGGGAGCACCUAUUCAGCCACGCCCUCGACCCCGCCCGUCUCAUGGAGGGGCUGUCACAGGGUGGCGAGCUGGAAGCCGGCCUAGAGGAGGGUCCUCCAGGAACCCAGGAGCAGCUGGAUGCAGGAUGUUUGGAGGAAGCUCUGAGACAGAGCCAGGCGCUAGCCAACCAGCUGGCUGCUGAGCUGAGGCGGAGCCGAGGAGGUGGUGGGAGUGGAGGAGGGGGGAGUAGCCCUGCUCCCUCCCUGCACUCACGCAAACGUAAGAUUGCCUGCGCCGUCUGCAGCCUACGCUUCUCCCACAAGAGCCAGCUGCAGGAGCACAUGUACACCCACACAGGCAAGCCGUCCCGCUACCACCGCUACAAUCGCCUCUGCAGCCAGCUCUUCCAGGCCUCCGCCCACUUCUGCGACAGUGCUGCUGAGCCUGGGGGAGGGGCUGGGGGUGGAGCUUCAGUGGGCACCCCCAUAGCUCUCUCUGAGGAGCCCAACAGGGACACUCAGGACAAUGGCAGCUCCUGCUACUCCCUGGACUCUGAGAUCUCCCAGGAGAGUGUGGACGGCGUUCCGGUUGAGUGAUGCCAUCUGUUAUGAGGGAUGUGAUUGGACGGAAUAGUAAUUUCCGCAGGUGGUGGUGUUCUGAGUGUUUGGUCUGUACCUGUUUGGGAGUGUCUGUGUUUAAUCCAGUGAUGUGAUCAUGAGGUGCUGAGGUCAGCAGGUCGGACUGUUUGAUGCUCAGAAACGUCAGCAAAACCUGACUGAUUGAUGAUUAAUAAUUAAUUGAUUGGGAACUGUUUCUCCGGUUUGAAACAUUUGCUGAUUUGUGCAUGUUGAACAAGUUUCUGGACUCUGAUUACAUGAUUCGUUGAUUAAUCAGCAGAUUAAUCAGAGAUUAAUGAUACAUCAGUACUUUGACUAAUGUCACUUCCUGUCAUUCAUGUCACUGCUUUGUAUUUCCUUCUCUGAAAUUGAGCUGCCAGAGACUCUAAACCUGAAAGCAGCCAACAGUGAAGCCCAUCCGAGUCUGAGAGGACUGUGAGGAAGAGGAGAUAGUGAGCACUGUGAUGUCAGAGCGAUCUGUGAUGUCAGAGCCUUUCUGUGGAUGCACUGACAUGUGCAAACUACAAAAAGCGAACUACUCAGAUUUCUGUCAUUUGGUGUCAGAGUGUCGUAUGUACAAGGUGUAAUCUACAAGUUAUGAGAACAGGUCCAAACCAAAAACUGGAUUUAAAUCUGGCAGAUGUCACAUUCAGGAUAAUCUUCCCCUGGUUUUUGGAUCUUUCAGUGGAAAUCGUGUCAGUUCUCCUUCCAGUUUUAUUCUUUUACUCACGUUUUCUUUCCCUCCAUCUUGCCACACAGGUUUAGGACUAAAAUGUACAGCAGUAAACCCUCUCAGUGACAAAUAACGACUAAGCGCCGUACACCUUACAUGUAAAGUUUGAGUUAGUCUUUUGUCAGUGUUCAUCGUCAGAAAGAGAGUACGAGGCUUCUUGUUUCUGUCCUUUUAGUGUUGUCCACAAAGAAACAAAACUACAGUGCAGACUUCAGUAAAUAACACUGUACUGUUAAACGUAUUCACUCCUCUGCAUAUGACUAAUAAGAGUUACUUCAAUAGAACUAAGGGGCGGAGUCCAAGUCCUGAAAAGCACACUCACACCAUAAUCCCCCCACCAAGCUUUACAUUUGUCCCGGUAACCACUGAACCUAGAUUCAUCCAUUAGAGUGCCAGAUAGAGAAACGUGAUUGGUCACUCCAGCGAACAUGUCUUCACUGCUCUAGAGUUUAGUGGCAUUGUGCUUUACUCCACUGCAUGUGACGCCUUCAUUGCCCUUUGUGAUGUAAGGCUUAUUAUACAAAUGGUCACCAUGGAAACCCAUUCCAUAAAGGUCUCUAAUCUGAAGGCCACAUGAAGUCUGUAGUGGUUGACUCUGCAGGAAGUUGGCGACCUCUGUGCCUCAGCAUCGGCAGAAAGUUUAUCACCACAGAGUUACAAACGUUAUCAGAUGGAAUACAACAAAAACAUGCAGAUCAGAACAUGCAGGAAACACAAGACAGUGUCCUGGUUAGGACGAACAGAUCUCUUUGGAGGAGCUUGAAACGUUCAGAUUUUGCUUCUGAAGGUUUUCCAAUGCUACACAGAGCUUUGAGAAGAUCCCGAGUACCCUGAAAAGGAGUGACAUCCUCAGAGGUUUGAAUGGAUAUCUGCCAGUGCAGUGAAUUUACACCCAGCUAACAGUCAACAGGACAAGGAGAAGAAGGCAGCAGCUACAGAAACGUACUGGCAGAAAUGACCUGAAGCCACCUGGGUUCUCGGACCUCUGCAGGUUCAAUAAUGAUGACCUGUCAUUGAGAUUAGCCAGGGUUAAACCAGGUUUUUAUUGGACCUCUUCGCUGAAGCGGCUCACACCCACUAACCUCAGUAUGCAGCACCAAAGACACAGAGGCAGAGCUAACGGUUCAGAUCAAAGCCACGACCUAAUGUCAGUCAUUUUCUGCCAAAUUGAGCAGAUCCGAAAGCUCUUAACUUCAUCCUGCCUCUGUUCUGCUUUUCUUUAGUUUCUGCUAAAGAGCUUACAGCGUGAGAUGUUGCAUUUUACCGAGGUAAAAAUUAGUCCCUGUAGAAAAAUCUCUGAUUGAGGUGUUGCCCCUCAGCGGGCUUCCAGAAGCUGUUCAAUCAGGAAGAAGUGAGCUUAAACGGGCGCUCACACACAGAUGGGAGGAUUACACUGAGGGUGCUCUUACACGGAGUUGGGAUUAAAAAGCAGCUGAUGGUUUAACUUCAUUUAAAGGACCAUUCAACAGUUUCUUCCAUCUGACUCGAACAAAGGCAAGCACAAAAAAAGACAGAAAGGACAGGUGGGAAAAUAAACGUGUCCCAAUCUGUGGGUCAGGACUCUCGCUGGUUCCCAGCCUACGCCCACAGGGGCACAUUUUUUAUUUACAUUUUUAAAUAAAGUUUUAAAACUAUUCAAUCUUUUUUAUAUUUAUCAUAAAACUGUGAAAA